AUGCUUUCUUCACUCGUCACCCUCCUACCCCUCCUCGCCCUCGUAUCCGCCACUCCCAUCGCCAAGCGGGACGCAAGCCGGCUCAUCGAGUCGGGGCGUAACGGCGGCUUCUGUCUUUCCGUCGAGGGCGGUCGCGCCGCUGUUGCCGCAGGAAAAGUCACGGACGGUACCCCUGUCGUGACUCUCGGCUGCCAGGCUGCCUCCUUCUGGGACAUCUCCAGGGGCAGCGGAUCUAUCGUUGUCAGCGGCACGAUCUAUGCUUUUGACAUUGGACUUACCCCAGGCAACAACGGCCCGGUCAAGGUCUGGACGUCGUACCCUACCUCUACCCAGCAGACUUGGUACCUCACCGACGACAACCGUAUCGCUCAGACUGGCGGUUUCCAGUGCCUCGACCAAGGCGACAAUGGGCCACAGACGUAUGAGUGUACCACGGGCAAUACCAACCAGGUCUGGAAUGUCAGGUUCAACGACCCCCCGCCCACCCCCUCAGCUUCCGCCUCAUCCUCGGCUUCGGCCUCGGCUUCGAGCACAGUCCCGCCCGUCCCCUUGCCUACCCCUACCGACAUCCUGCCCACCGUCCCCAAGAACCCCUCCAUCGUCAAGGAUAUCGCGGGUCUCGGUCAGCGUCUCCGCCCUCUCGGUCGAGAGGAUCUCUGCGUCACUGUUGCGGGUGGCUACGCGGGUAUUGGUGCCCGAGUAGGCAUCGCUGGGUGCUUCGGAAACGGCGACACCUUCACCGACCUCCAGCUCUUCGAUCUCCCCGCUGAGGGCACUGCCGGUCCCGUCCGUCUCCACAGCCAGCCUCAACUCUGCCUUGACGCCGGUGACAACCCCGCCAACGGUAUCGGCGGCAAGAUCUGGACGUGCUACGAAGGUCUCGCGCAGCAGCAGUGGUUGUUCUCUGGCAGCACGCUCAGGACCGCCAACAACCAAUGCUUUGACGUCGUCAAGGAGUCCGGACCCAACAACCAGAAGCCAUACGGUACACAAGCGGACACUCAGACGUGGGAGUGCUCCACCAACGGUGACCCUUACCAGUCCUUCCACGUCCUGGUCUAG
This is a messenger RNA of Dioszegia hungarica, 1062 nucleotides long. RefSeq lists its product as uncharacterized. The record is from RefSeq and is a predicted model, not a curated record. The transcript has 6 exons. Bases 1 to 1062 code for a protein of 353 amino acids. Lineage: Eukaryota; Fungi; Basidiomycota; Tremellomycetes; Tremellales; Bulleribasidiaceae.